ACUCACUCUCUCCCCCUUCUCUAAAACGUCGCCUUCAUUGCCAUCAUUUCUCUCUUCCUGAUCUUCCUCUGUUUCGCCACUCCUUUCUUUGUUUAUUUCCUUUUCUUGUUUUCUUCGUCAUCGUUCGUUUUCAACGCUGAGAUUGAAAAUCAUCCGCAUACGUCAAAGUCCAGAAGAAAAUCUUCUGGGAUCGUCUUUUCAGAGAAAGGCUCAACUGGGAGGGUUGUGGUAUGGAUCUGUGUGCUGUUCAUGUCAAGAACAUUACUCGGAGCUCUCUUUUGGUCGGAAACUCGUUUUGCGAGAGACCCGCUUCUGGCUGGACUUUGGUAAGGACGAGAAUUUCUUCCAGAGUUGAAGAUGGGCGAAUUUUUGGGAUCAAAAUUUCCAAGCGCAAGGUCUGCUAUAAAGGGUAUCAGCCAUUUGCUGUGAAAGCUAUGGGGAAGAAGAAUAAUGAUAAUUCAUCGUCUUCAGGAGAUGGUGAGCAGUCUCUCCCAGAAGGAGAUGGUGCUAGAGAUAACAAAUCCUCUGAUGACAAGAAGUCAGACAUGAAUACUGCGAAACCUAAUCGUACCGAUUUGGACUGGAGAGAAUUCCGAGCAAAGCUAUUCAGAGAUGAGCUGAAAGAAGUAGCAGAAUCUGAUACUCACAACCAAGGUGGGACAUUGCACAGUUCCAAACCUCUGGGCUCAAAGUGGGCUCACCCUAUUCCGGUACCUGAGACUGGCUGUGUACUUGUUGCCACGGAAAAGCUUGAUGGCAUUCGCACAUUUGAAAGAACUGUUGUACUUCUUCUCAGAUCUGGAACUAGGCACCCACAAGAAGGGCCUUUUGGAGUUAUCAUCAAUCGCCCUCUUCACAAAAGGAUCAAAAACAUAAAUCCCACAAAUCUUGAUCUAGCAACCACGUUCUCUGACUGCUCUUUGCAUUUUGGCGGACCUCUUGAGGCAAGCAUGUUUUUGUUAAGAACAGCGGAGAAGUUGAAGCUGCCAGGAUUCGAAGAGGUGAUCCCGGGCCUCUGCUUUGGAGCUCGAAACAGUUUGGUUGAAGCUGCUGUGCUUGUGAAGAAGGGAAUACUGAAGCCUCAGGAUUUCAGAUUCUUCGUUGGCUAUGCUGGAUGGCAAUUGGAUCAGUUGAGAGAGGAGAUUGAGUCAGAUUAUUGGUAUGUGGCUGCUUGUAGCUCAAGCUUGCUUUGUGGGGCUUCAACGGAUUCCUCAGAAAAUUUGUGGGGUGAGAUUUUGCAGCUAAUGGGUGGCCAUUACUCCGAACUGAGCCGGAAGCCAAAGCAAGAUAUGUAGUUUCUAAGCUAUCUAUGCUUCAUGAAUUAAAGUCUCCUGACAAAUGAAGCAUGCUUUGUAAUCAGGAUGUUUUGUUGGGAAGGCAAAAAUGUACAUAAGUUCGCUUUAUGCUAAAUUCUUGGAUCUCUCUCCUCGCGUCUUCACUAUAUAUUAUUAAUUUCAAUCGGAAUUUCACUC
Molecule: messenger RNA, 1472 nt
Organism: Prosopis cineraria
Lineage: Eukaryota; Viridiplantae; Streptophyta; Magnoliopsida; Fabales; Fabaceae
Exons: 3
Coding region: 231-1295 (354 amino acids)
Source: RefSeq, a predicted model, not a curated record